GGAACGGAAGUCAGCGCCCGGCUCUUCUUCCUGCUCCGCGGGUGCCGUCACGCCUAACUUCUCCUUCCAAAUUCCAAGCAGUAAGGAAAUGGGCAUCCAUCCACGUCUUGCCAUAAAAACAACGAACGCCACAGGACGCUGACUCCCCUACCACUUCUACUACCAGAAUCAUCUGCUAGUGCGGGCCGACCGACACCGGGAGUCUUCGGUGCUCUAUAACCAACGGCACCCACCCCUCCUCCUCCUCCUCGGCGAUUCCGCCGCCCAACGGCCCAAGAUAUAGCGAUCCUCCUCUCUAUAUUGCUGCUCCACUGAGGCGAGACCCAUCGGAAGAUGGUGGGUUUUGGGAGGACGGGCAUCUGAGAGGCGGCAGCCAUGACGGGGAGGAUGGGGUUGCUCGUGCUGUUCGUCGCGGCGGUGUUGGUCGGGCCGUCGAGAGGGGGAGGAGAGGUGGACGGGGUGCAUGUCCUGCCUGGAUGGACGCGGCCCCCCUCUUCUUCCUCAACCUCUGCUCCUCCGUCUUCACUGGUUCUCGAUGGGGAUCUCGUGGACAAAAUAUGGUCAAUUUGCUUACAAGACAUAGUUGGCGCGGAGGAAAUUUUAGGCACUGGGCAGACGUUUGCUUAUGAAGAACUGCCAAGCCAUUCUUCAAAGGGUGAACUGAAGACGAUGCUGCUUAUCGAACUCCUGGCCCUUCUUCCACCUGACAAGUCUUCUGUUACCCAUGACUGUAUCCGCGCAACUUAUAUCAGCUUGGGCAUGUCACAAGAAUUUAUCAACUAUCUUGAGGACCAGCAGGUCUUGCUUCGUUCAAACUUCUAUCCAAGAAGACGGCAUUUGGCUGAUCAAAUGGUUGGAGAUGCUCCUUCCUCUGGAGGUGAAGCUCGGUUUCCUCUUUCUCUGACGGAGCCGCCAUUUACACCUCCCAACUCUCCGAACACCGAACCUCGCAGCCGACAUCUCGAAGAUAAACCUGCAAAGAAGCGUCGGGGAGUGCCUCCUCCAGUCUCACCUUCGGAUAAGCAGCAUAACUACAUAAAAUUGGUCUUGACUGUCGUGCUCCCGACGGCGGCCUUCUCGUUCAUUGCUGCAUUUCUGAUUUUCUACUGCUGUGGAUGCAACAAGAGCAAGGUCUCUGUUGGCGAGCCUCGAGAUGACCAUCCUCUUCUUGACAUGCAGUUGGCUAACACGCCUGGCGCGUCACCCAAUAUCCGUGCAUCCUCCAGUCAGCUUCACAAGGAUGAUCAAGGGGUCAGGGCUUCUAAGCCCGGAGGCAGCAUGAGUCGGUGCUUUCCAUGCUGUUUUAAAACCUCAACUGAUGCGUCAACUCCCGCGCAAGCUACUGGAGGAACACAGGACAACACAAGUGAUGCUCCUAAACCAAUGCCUCCGCCACCGCCACCGCCGCCGCCUCCACCACCGCCUCCUCCUGUCAGGAAGGCUGGUCCUCCCCCACCUGCACCUCCCAAAGGCUCAUUAGCAAGAUUUCCUCAGCUGUCACCUGUUGAGUCAAGUCAUUCUGAAGGAUCAUCUGCAAGCGAGCAGGCCAGUGAAUCAUCUGAAGCUGAAGUGGGUGCUCCAAGACCCAAACUUCGGCCAUUCUAUUGGAACAAAGUUCUUGCCAAUCCUAACCAGUCGAUGGCCUGGCAUGACAUCAAGUUUGGUUCUUUUCAUGUGAACGAGGAUAUGAUAGAGGCAUUGUUUGGUUAUGGCGCUGGCAACAGAAACAACACCAAGGACAAGGAACUUGCCAUGGCAGACCCUUCACCUCAGCAUGUUUCUCUUCUUGAUUUUAAGAAAUCGUGCAACCUGGCAGUUGUUUUCAAGGCAAUGAAUGUCAGGGUAGAGGACAUUCAAGAUGCUCUCAUUGAAGGAAAUGAACUUCCUAGACUACUUCUCGAGACUAUCUUGAGAAUGAAACCAAGUGAUGAGGAGGAGCUGAAACUCAGGCUUUACGAUGGGGACUACUCGCAACUAGGUCUUGCAGAACAAGUCAUGAAGGCACUAACUGACAUUCCUUUUGCUUACAAGAGGAUCAGCGCUCUGCUUUUCAUGUCAUCUUUGCAAGAAGAUGCUUCAAGUCUCAGGGAUUCAUUCCUGCAAUUGGAGGCUGCUUGUGGGGAACUAAAGCACCGCCUUUUUCUGAAGCUGCUAGAAGCUGUUCUCAAAACUGGAAACCGUUUGAAUGACGGGACCUUCCGUGGUGGUGCUAACGCAUUCAAACUUGACACCCUUCUGAAGUUGUCAGAUGUCAAGGGUGCCGAUGGAAAAACUACAUUGCUUCACUUUGUUGUCCAGGAGAUUAUUCGGUCCGAAGGUGUCCGCGAAGCAAGGUUGGCCAUGGAAAGUGGAAGGACUCAACCUUCCGGAGACGAUUCGAACGGGUCUCUCCAAGAAGAUGGCGAGUACUACUCCAAGCUCGGCCUAAAGAUUGUAUCAGGGCUUAGCAGUGAACUGGUUAAUGCCAAGAACAUAGCCGCGCUAGAUGCUGAUGCUUUGUCUGCCAGUGUAUUGCAGCUCAGGCGUGAGUUGCUGAACACAAAGGAGUUCCUGAACUCUGACAUGGAAACGAUAGAUGAGAAUAGUGGAUUCCACCGCUCGCUGUCACGUUUCGUAGAACAUGCAGAGAAUGAGACCAACUUUCUGUUGAAAGAAGAGAAGAGGUUGAGAUCAUUGGUGAAGAAAACAAUCCGGUAUUUCCAUGGAAACGAUGCGAAAGAUGACGGAUUUAGCCUCUUUGUCAUUGUAAGAGAUUUUUUGGUGAUGCUAGAUAAGGCCUGCAAGGAAGUUGGGGCAUCACAAAAGAAGGCGGCGAGUCAAUCUCGGAGCAGUGGCAGUUGUAACCCAGCUUCACAGUUAAAUCCCCAGGAGAAACAGUUUCCUGCAGUGCUGGAUGAUCAUUUAGAUAGCUCGGACUCAAACGAUUAAUUUUGGGAUACAAUCUUAGAUGUAAUCUAUAGAUUUUUUUUUUGCCUGAGACGAUGUACAAAUACCCAUUUGCAGAGACAUUACUGUACACAUACAAAUGCCACAUACACAGGGCUGAACUGAAUACAUGUUUGGAGAGGCAUUACUGUAUAUGCAUGCCACAUACACAUGGUUA
This is a messenger RNA of Triticum dicoccoides, 3103 nucleotides long. RefSeq names its product formin-like protein 10. The transcript has 6 exons. Lineage: Eukaryota; Viridiplantae; Streptophyta; Magnoliopsida; Poales; Poaceae. Gene Ontology annotation, molecular function: actin filament binding. The coding region runs from base 376 to 2928 and encodes 850 amino acids. The record is from RefSeq and is a predicted model, not a curated record. Gene Ontology annotation, biological process: actin nucleation; actin cytoskeleton organization.